CGCUCGGUGUUGUCGUUGGGUAUGCCGCCGAAGAGCGUCAGUGUCGCGCACACGCCCGAGCGCAACCCGCCCGCGCGCAACGUGCGGCUCUAUCUUCGCCCGGUGCGCGGCGCCGCGGGCGGUGGCAUGCGUGCCGACGCGGGCGAGCACGACGGCGCCCGAGAGCCGCCGCUCAUGAGUCGGAGACUGUGGAAGGAGAUGCCGCUGUGGAUUCGGCUGCACCCGGAGCGUGGCCGGCUCAAAAAGUGCUGGAACGGCUGCCGCCUCAUCGACGACCGCCACGACGGUCGCCGGUACGGCGUCUGCCAGAACCGCGGCUGCGGGACGCAGCCUCGCGCCGGAGACCCGAUCCUCGGCUGCCGCGUGUGCCGGUGGUCGGUGUGCGCGACGUGCGCGGACCGGCCGCGCAUGCCCUCCCUCUGCGACGACCCGCUCUUCCACGGACCCGACGACCCUUGCUUGCUCCUGCAAGAGGGCCUCCUGCCGCUGGCCGUUCGCGACGCAUGCCUGCCAUGCGUGCCGCCGCUGGCACCGUCGGCCGCGCAGCGCUUCAUGGGGACUCCGCUGGCAGCUUCCGCCGCGGCGGCGGUGAUGGAGGCGGCGCCGGCGCUGGCGGGUGCGGGCGGCCAUGGCACGGUCAUCGUUUGCCCGGGGGGCAACUACGAGUUCCUCUCCUGCCUCGAGGGCUACCCGGUGACCGAGUGGCUCGCGCGGCACGGCCUGGCGGCGGCGGUCCUGCGGUACCGCCUCCUCCCCUCGCACGGCCUCGACGAAGCGCUCGAUGACCUCGAGGACGCGGUCACGCUCCUCCGCCGCCUCCGGCCCGGACCCGUCGUCGCGAUGGGCUUCUCGGCGGGCGGCCACCUGGAGCGGCGCCCCGGCACGCCGCAACCGCUCGACGGGCAGGCUGUGCUCGUGUAUCCGGGCAUCGACGGCCAGAGCUGGCAUCCGGACAAGGCCGACGAGGUCUGCUUCUUCAACCGCGGCGCGUGGUCGUGGCCUGACAAGGUACUCACGCUGCAAGCGCGGCAGGAGGCGCUGCUUGGCGGCGCCGGCUUUGCGGCGCCCCCGACCUACCUUGUCACCUCGACGGCCGACGACUGCAUCCCGCGCUCCGAGACGCAGCCUUACGUCAAGGCGCUCGCCGCCGCCGGCAUCCCGCACGUGCACUUGCGCAAGGACUUUGGAGACCACGGCUUUGCUCUCAACGGCGGCUGGACGACUCCCUGCGUCAAGCCCGCGAGCAAGGCCGGCCAGGUGGGCGCUAAGGCGCCGCCGCCUGCUGCCGCCGCCCCGCCGCCCACCGCGUGGUGA
Molecule: messenger RNA, 1314 nt
Organism: Emiliania huxleyi CCMP1516
Lineage: Eukaryota; Haptophyta; Isochrysidales; Noelaerhabdaceae
Exons: 10
Coding region: 22-1314 (430 amino acids)
Molecular function (GO): hydrolase activity
Source: RefSeq, a predicted model, not a curated record